Messenger RNA from Phacochoerus africanus (Common warthog), 948 nucleotides. Its product is annotated as olfactory receptor 51Q1-like. Lineage: Eukaryota; Metazoa; Chordata; Mammalia; Artiodactyla; Suidae. Gene Ontology annotation, molecular function: G protein-coupled receptor activity; olfactory receptor activity. The transcript has a single exon. Gene Ontology annotation, biological process: G protein-coupled receptor signaling pathway. The record is from RefSeq and is a predicted model, not a curated record. Bases 1 to 948 code for a protein of 315 amino acids. Gene Ontology annotation, cellular component: membrane.
AUGUUUUUGGUCACGAACUCCACUCAAGUGUCCUCCUCCUUCCUGCUCACGGGCAUCCCUGGCUUUGAGGCCUUCCACACCUGGAUUGCCGUCCCCUUCUGUUUUCUCUACGCUGUCUCCACCGUGGGCAACGCCACCAUCCUGGCUGUCAUCAGGACACAGCCCUCCCUGCGCGAGCCCAUGUACCUGUUCCUCUCCAUGCUGGCCCUGAGCGACCUGGGGCUCACCCUCACCACUCUGCCCACGGUCAUGCCGCUCCUCUGGUUUGACGUUCGCAAGAUCAGUUUUGAGGGCUGCUUUGCCCAGUUCUUCUUCCUGCAUGGCUUCUCCUUCAUGGAAUCCUCCGUGCUGCUGGCCAUGGCCUUUGACCGCUAUGUGGCCGUCUGCCGCCCCCUGCAUUAUGCCACCGUCCUCACCCACAAGGUGAUCUGCAGGAUAGGUCUAGCCAUCAUUGGCCGCUGUCUUCUGGCUGUUCUCCCCCCGCUGUUCCUGCUGAAACGGCUCCCCUUCUGUGGCUCCCGUCGUCUCUCCCACUCCUACUGCCUCCAUCAAGACAUGACCCGCCUGGCGUGUGCCGACACCACUCGCAAUAACUGGCACGGGUUUGUUCUAGCCCUGCUCAUUAUCGUACUGGACCCCCUGCUCAUUGGGCUCUCCUACGUACUCAUCCUGAGAAGCGUCCUGAGGAUCGGCUCCCGGCUUGAGAGGCUGCGGGUUCUCAAUAACUGUCUGUCCCACAUCUUGGCUGUUCUGAUCUUCUACGUGCCCAUGGUGGGGGUGUCCAUGACGCACCGCUUUGCCAAGCGUGCCUCUCCGAUUGUACACGUCAGUAUCGCCAACGUCUACCUUCUGGCCCCUCCCGUGAUGAAUCCCAUCAUCUACGGUAUUAAAACCAAACAGAUCCGUCAGGGGGUCCUUCACCUCUGUGCUCACAGACAGUUGCAGUAG